AUGGAGAGGACACAUUAAGAAUCUAAAGAGGAAGAACUUAUAGAAACUAAUUCAUCUACUACUGCAGCAACUAGUACUGAAAAUAAUUAUGAUAAGGAUGAAUAUUACAAAUCAAAGGGCUUAAGUGCUUAUGAUGAUCUAGAAAAAAAGUUUCAGGAGUUUCAAAAUGCUUUUAGAAGAAUGAAUGAAGCAUUUGGACAGAAAUUACUUGAGCAGUUUGGAAUUGCCAACCCUGAUAUAAAGUAUACACACGAGCCUUAAGUGAUAACCGCCAAGGAUGCUGCAAAACACAUGAUUGGCAAAAAGAAUAUUCUUAUAUUGACUGGAGCAGGACUAAGUGCUGCUAGUGGUAUUCCUACUUUUAGAGGAGAUAAUGGAUUUUGGACCAGGACAUAUGGAGAUGAAACUGACCCAUAAGUAAUAUUAACUCAGAGAUUUUUCACCCAAAAUCCAGAACUUAAUUGGUAAUGGCAUUAUGAUUUCAUAGAGCUCGAGGAUAGAUGCAAACCCAAUAAGGGACAUCACGCUAUACUCAAAUUUUAAGAAUAUUGUCAUUUGUAAAAUGAUAUUGAGAGUUUUCUAGUGACCUAGAAUAUAGAUAACUAUCAUCCUUAGUUGAUUUAAUAGAGUAAAAUACUCAUGAAAAACUAAGAAGAAAAGAAAUAAGGAGAAUCUAACUAUGCUUUUACUCCUUUUGUUUAUGAGAUUCAUGGUAACGUCAAAUAUAUGCACUGCUUUAAUGAUGAGGAAGAUUGUGGGUAAUAGUUUUAUAAAGCUCCUACUUUAGAUUAAGUUAAAGAUAAAACAAAUCAUGUACCAAAAUGCUCAAGUUGUGGCAAAAACAUGAAACCUCAUUGCAUGUUCUUCGAUGAAAGUUACUCAGAAACUUAUUACAGAUCAGAAAGUGUUCAUAAGUUUAUGGAAGAAAAAAUGGAUUGUUUGAUUGUUGUUGGAACAGCUCUAGCCACUGGAUUAGCUAAGAGAAUUGUCAAUAAAGCUCUUGGUAAAAUUGAAUGCCCUGUCAUUGAAAUUAAUCUUGAGACUUCAAUUGACCGUGGUUACAACUUAUAAAUUUUGGAGAAAAGUGAAAUUGCUCUUGACUAGUUAUUUAAUGAAUAUUAUAGGCUUAGAAGUCCUAAGGUAGAUAUUUUAUAAAGCGGAUAAGUAAAAAGCUAGGCUAGGGCAAGUAGUGUAGUGAAUUAGAGUAAAAAUCCAAUUUAAAAACAAAUUAUUGUUUAAAAUAAUACUAAGCAAAUGACCUAAGCUAAACAAACAAACUUAAAAUAGGCAUCAACAAGUACAGGAAAAGCUGUAUAAUAGAAACCUGCUGUUAGUAAAGCAGUCACAAGCAGCAAUAAAUAAAAAAUCAUCCCAAAGAGAUGA
Stylonychia lemnae is the source of this 1383-nucleotide messenger RNA. NCBI's taxonomy places the organism in Eukaryota, Ciliophora, Spirotrichea, Sporadotrichida, Oxytrichidae. The record is from the annotation of a GenBank genome assembly.